Molecule: messenger RNA, 1245 nt
Organism: Canariomyces notabilis
Lineage: Eukaryota; Fungi; Ascomycota; Sordariomycetes; Sordariales; Chaetomiaceae
Exons: 5
Coding region: 113-1060 (315 amino acids)
Source: RefSeq, a predicted model, not a curated record
AUGCGACCAACAAGUCACCCAGACGUCUUCAAUGCAGUAUUUAACUCGGUGAUAACCAGCUUGCCGUUCAAAUGACCACGAUGGGGAGCAUCAGCGUCUCUUCCCAGAGAAGAUGGAACAGUCCGCCACCGGAUAUUGGGCAGCACUUGCGGAGAGACUUCGGAGUCUGCUCAGGGGCUCUGAGAAUGCCAACCUCGACAACCAAGCUUCCCCUGAAUGGGCACAUCCACAAGCUUUCGGGUCUAUUCUCGAGAAAGACGAAGACUUCCUGGAAUACCCCAAAGGAUUCCCUCGUUUCGCCCGAAUGCAGGACUACUUCCGCAAUGGAAGCAUUCAUCGGCGGUACGGUCCGCUUCGCCAGCGGCUCCUACAACACAUUGAAGUAGAAAUCGCGAAGAGGGAGGCGCGAUUGCUCGAGCUCGACAAGGAAGGCGAGCAGGAAGAGACUUGCGAAAAAGAACGGCUCAUAGAAGAGUUGAUCCAACUUGAUGACCUUUACGCAAGAAUGUUGUACAACGACUAUAAAACGAGAAAGCUACGCAGAAUCGACCAUCACGAGUAUCUCAAUUUUUUUGGUACCGCAAAAGACCUUGGCAUCCUGGAAGGCGACGCGAAGGACUACCUCCAUGCACCAUCAAAAGAUUUUGUUACAACCAGACCCGAACGGCUUUACGACUCGCUCGAGCGGCUGGCUUUCCGCGUCCAGAUCAGUUGGCUAUUGAAACUCCUACCAAAGACGGAGGCGCCAGAAGGGAGCCCUUACGAAAGCCAUUUUGACCCGGGAUGGUUCAUCGCCCUGGGCGUGGUGGCCAUUGGGUUGCUCUGCCUUCUGCUCUUUCUGCUGCCGGUGGCAAUUCUGUACUUUGUGCAGCCCAGCGCGGGCUGGUCCGCGGGGGUGGUGGCCACCUUUGGGCUCGCCUUUACGGUCGUCCUCGCGCUGAUGCCGCGCGUCCAGAUCGAAAACAUUUUUAUCAGUCUGGCGGCCUAUGUUGCCAUCAUGGUGGCAUUCCUUGUCAACUUCCAGGGCGGGCAAUGUAAGUGUCAGGUAUCUUCGGACUGAUUGAAACCGGGUUAAGGUUGAAGAAUAUAAGACUGUAAAAGGUUUGCGUGGAUUUACCUUGAAGUAUUGGGUCUUUGUUGGUUGCUAUUGGGUGUUUUUCUCUUGUCACGAAAAUAUAAGCUGUGAAGCCUCGACUGGAAUUGGUACUAUUGAGUGUGGUAGAUAUAUCAAGGAAAUUCCGUAUG